Nelumbo nucifera (sacred lotus) is the source of this 2364-nucleotide messenger RNA. Its product is annotated as mannose-6-phosphate isomerase 2-like. Gene Ontology annotation, cellular component: cytosol. Gene Ontology annotation, biological process: carbohydrate metabolic process; GDP-mannose biosynthetic process. Gene Ontology annotation, molecular function: mannose-6-phosphate isomerase activity; zinc ion binding. NCBI's taxonomy places the organism in Eukaryota, Viridiplantae, Streptophyta, Magnoliopsida, Proteales, Nelumbonaceae. The record is from RefSeq and is a predicted model, not a curated record.
CUUCCUCAAAUCUCUCAGCCGAGCAAUCUAUUCCCACAUUUCACCGCCAUCUCUCUCUCUUAUCCAUCGUUUUGACAGUCGGUAUUCAAAUCCUCAGUCAAAGUAGGGUUUCACUUUUUUCUUGCUCUCUCAGGUGUCAACUCUCAAGCCCGCUUCUCUCUCUGAUACAUUGAUCAGUUUGUUUCCGUCUUCAAGUCCAACACGAUAAUGGCAGAUGUCUUGACUGAGUUGCAGAUUACCGAGUUCUUAAAAGCCUUUUGUCUGUAGAUGGAGACGGUGUGUUCUACAAAUAUAAUACCCUAACCCUGCUGAUAAACGAGAGAGAGAGAGAGAAAGGAACAGGUCAUUCAAGAUUUUCACAUCAAAAGUUUUAUUUAUUUUAUUUUAUUUUAGAAUUAUCUCAAAACAUUCUUCCGGUAAUUAAUUUCCAACUUUUUCCUCUUCUGACGUCAAUACAUUGUUCCAAUCGACGUGACAACUGACAAGUUGUGAAUGGGAGGGCCGAAAAUGGCCCUCUUUUCAGUGGGAGUCCGUAUUGAAUUUUAACGCUUUCCACUGGGUUUCUCUUUAAACGCUCUGAAACAGAGCAUUUAUGGUGGAUAACGCCAUUCGAGGAAAGAUCUAAGGGAGUUCCUUGGUUAGAGACUUUUAGAGUGCGAUAGCGAGAAGAGGAGAUGGCAGAGAAGAAUGCGGGAAAGAGGAAGAAGCAGCUUCAGUUGUUGAGAUGUUCGGUUCAGAAUUACGAUUGGGGGAGAAUUGGAGAAGAAUCCAAGGUUGCAGAGUUGUUUCUGCUGAAUUCCGGGAUGGAAAUCCAAAACGAUAAGCCAUAUGCGGAAUUAUGGAUGGGAACUCACAAUUCUGGACCUUCAUUUUUGAUUCUAGGCAACCGAGAUGGAGGUUCCGGGUUGGAGCCGUUAAGCCUGAAGUCGUGGAUUUCGGAAAACCCUCAUGUACUUGGCGAGAAGGUUGUUGAGAAGUGGGGUGCUGAUCUUCCUUUCUUGUUCAAGGUACUUUCAAUUGCAAAAGCCUUGUCAAUACAGGCUCAUCCAGACAAGGCAUUAGCAGAGACUUUACAUGCAACACAGCCGACUGUGUAUAAGGAUGAUAAUCACAAACCUGAAAUGGCUUUGGCACUCACAGAGUUUGAGGCAUUGUGUGGAUUUGUCAGCCUUGAGGAACUUAAGAAUGUGCUUCUUUCUGUCCCUGAGAUCAUAGAACUGGUUGGUAGUAAAAGUGCAGGUGAAAUUUUACAUGCCAAUAAGCAAGAUGGGGAGGAGAAAAUAAAAGCCAUGCUACAGUCAAUCUUCACCCAACUUAUGUCAACAAGUGAAGAUGAAAUUUCAGGAGCAGUAUCCAAAUUGAAAACCCGUCUGAACAUGGAAAACAAGAUGAGGCAAUUGACGGAGAAGGAGCAGUUGAUUUUGCGUCUAGAGAAACAAUAUCCAGGUGAUAUUGGUGUUAUAUCAGCUUUCUUUCUCAACUAUGUGAAGCUUAAUCCCGGCGAAGCAUUGUAUCUGGGAGCAAAUGAACCUCAUGCAUACAUCUUUGGCGAAUGUAUAGAAUGUAUGGCAACUUCAGACAAUGUUGUUCGUGCAGGCCUCACCCCCAAAUAUCGGGAUGUCCACACUCUUUGUUCCAUGCUGACAUACAGACAGGGCUUUCCUGAAAUUCUGCAGGGGGUUCCCCUAAAUCCAUACACAACAAGAUAUCUUCCACCCUUUGAAGAAUUUGAGGUUGAUCGAUGUGUUCUUCCCAAGGGGGCAUCAGUAAAAUUUCCUGCAGUUCCAGGACCGUCCCUGUUUGUAGUCACAACAGGAAGGGGGACAAUACAAACAGAGUCAUCCAGUGCUGAUGCAAUUGUGGAGGGUUGUGUUCUUUUUGUGCCAGCAGAUACAGAACUUGGUGUAACUGCCAUGGAUGGUUUACAACUAUACAGGGCUGGAGUUAAUAGCAAAUUUUUUGAGCACUAAAAUCAGAACACAGAAGGUAGCAGCAUGCUUUGUCGUGCUGCCCCCUGGUCUAUGUAUGUAUUAUAGGAGUUAGCAACAAUACAAUAGUGAAAGGAAAGUUACACGAAUAACAGAGGGUAUUUAUUACAUGAUGAGUGAUGAUCCACCCUGGUAUGCUAUUGUUGUGUGCUCACAGUACACAUUGUAUGCUUGUUUUGUGGCUUUUCCAUGAUUAUCCCAUCUUUUGUCUGGGGACACAGGGGAUAUUUCCCUUUUUCUCUUGUGAUUUUAGGACAAUGUAAAGGGAAAAGGUGAGGGUUGACAUGAUGCAGACCAUUGAUACAAUGAGAAACAUUUGAAUUACUGUACCCAGGUUUCUGUUUUCAUGUAUUCAAUGCUUCACUGUUGUAUUGCA